UGCAUGCUGUUUUGCGUGCAAAAUACAGAGUUAGGGAUAGACAACCAACCCAUCCCGCCACCCUCCUCCCCACAAACACUUCACCCUCCUCUCGAUCAAUCGAAGGAAGAGCCGACACCAUGUCCGAGAGUGAUACUCGAAGCAGCGGCAAGAAGCGCCCAGCUCCGUCCUCAUCUGAAACAGCACAGCCGGUUUCACGUGAUGCGCUGAUGGAUGCUUUGCCUUACGUGGACUCAACUCAUGAGGAUUACGAGCAGUAUGCGUUGGCGUUGAUCGAAGAGGAAAUGAAGAACUCCAAGCCUCCGUCGGAUGUGUUGGGAUUGGCUCCAAUAAAGUUUCGAUCGCCUCUCAUGGAGGCUGAAUAUCAACGAUAUGUGGAGAGCGACGGCAAACCAGAACCCAUCAAGCUACCCAAGGCAUCCAAGACCCAGGCUCCAACUUCGGAUACCCUGGCGGAUUGGGACGAGUCUGUUCAACAAGCCAGAUCGGAAUAUGAAAGGGAAAGGGUCCGCAGCAUGAUAUUGGAUGUCAAGAAAGAUUCAGGAGCAGCGCUUUUGUGGAAGGGAUUCAACGGAAACUUGGACAAGGAACUGGAAGCCCAUCAAAAACUGCUUAAUGACCAGAGACAACGAGUCGAACAAAUCAACUUGCAAAGGAGCGAGGAUCAGCAAAAAACAGGAAAGCAACUCGAGAUAUUGACAAAUCAAUAUCAAGCUUCAUUGGAACGACGGUUCCGGCUCGAUAUGGCCAUCGAUGCUCUGGAGCACGAAAUUACGCAGCUCUCGUGAUUAUGAUCCGAUUCGAUAAAUAAUUACCAAGAGGGCGCUUCAUGGAUUGAUGUUUAUUGAAGGUGUCUACAGUAGAGAAGAAGGGAUUGUCAAUCAAUUCAGCAAAUUUGAAGUUCUGAAAGAGUUCCAUAGUGUGUUUUGCUACAUGUACAGCUGCUGCCAGCCGGAUAUGCUCACUGUGAACAGCACUGCACCAAUGAGUUCGAAACGUAACCUGAGUUUAAGGGGAUUGCGAUCAUACUACGGUCCUGUAGAGAUUCAAAUCAUAGCUCGGGUUAAUGCCUGC
Molecule: messenger RNA, 1074 nt
Organism: Seminavis robusta
Lineage: Eukaryota; Bacillariophyta; Bacillariophyceae; Naviculales; Naviculaceae
Source: the annotation of a GenBank genome assembly